AUGACACUACAGCGGGCACCAUUGGAGCGCUUUGUCCGACAGUCUGGACCUCGCAAUAUCCUCCUGUGCCUCGAUGCCUUCGACACGUUGAUUCGACCCCGCAGGCCUGUUGCGGAGCAAUAUGCCCAAGUUGCAGAGCAAUGUGGCCUGACCGGCAUCACCCCAUCGCAGGUGCAGGCAACAUUCCGCAACGCUUUCAAACAAGAGGCCAAGAAGAACCCAAAUUACGGCAAGGCCACCAACCUGGGCGCGGCCAGGUGGUGGACUAAUGUCAUUACCAACACCUUUUCUCCCUUCCUCAAGCCUGGCCAAGAUAUCCCCAAAGAGCUUGCUCCUCGACUGCUGCAUCGUUUUUCCUCUGACGAAGGCUACGAGCUGAUCGAGCCCAGUCUGCCAGAGACGCUUCGAUUGCUUUGGGACGGGCAACAGCAUGCGGAUUGGAAUUUGGUGGUGGGAUUAGUGUCCAAUUGUGACGAUCGCAUCCUAGGCAUCAUGGAGUCGUUGGGCUUGAGGGUGGGCCCUUUGCGUUACGGCAACCUCGCUGUACUACGUCCAAGGGGAGGCGGUGAAACCACGGGGCAGUCCCUCCUGUCAAGUGUCCAGAGAGAGUCGGCAGAACUCUUAGAAGACGUUGCUUCCAGAAGGCGCACAUCUCCCAGCAGGUCCGGUUCGGACGCAACCACUACGACCUCAGGUCUCGAUAUAGCUGCUACCCCGUCUCAAGCUCCUCGAUAUGAUUUGGAUUUCACCUUGCUGUCUUACGAUGUUGGGCACGAGAAGCCUGAUCCCGAAAUCUUCGUUUCCGCGGAGGAAAUGGGGGAGCUGAUCCUUGCAUCGUCUCUUGGGCAGCCGCUUCAACCCACACGGAUGUCGCCUAGUAGCGACUACGUCAAUGGCGAAGUACCCAAAGUCCGAGUGGAUGUGCUGGACUCUAUGCGCGCGAACAAGCCAUGGCUCGAUUGGAUCAAGAUCAUGGUGGGCGACGACCCCAAAACCGACGCCGCCGGCGCUUUGUCCCGAUCAGCUGGAGUUUGGAAUUGCUGUAUUCUGGACCCAGAGGGCAAGGAAUCAUCCCAGUUGAACACACCGAUAAGCCAGCACAUCAGAGAUAUUGACCACCGGGGCAAGCAUCGACUCCUACAAAUUAUGGCGCAGAACCAGCUAAGUGUCGACCGUCCAGAGGGAUUUCUGAUACGCAUCGAUAGCGUCUGUGACCUCAUUAUGUGCAUUGGGCAUGGGAUGAAGCAGUCGCCUGACGCUAUCCCCCAGUUUCUGCUGCAAAAGCUAGCAGGGUCUAUAUCUCAUCGUGAAAGUCAUUAG
Pyricularia pennisetigena is the source of this 1320-nucleotide messenger RNA. RefSeq lists its product as uncharacterized. The record is from RefSeq and is a predicted model, not a curated record. The coding region runs from base 1 to 1320 and encodes 439 amino acids. The transcript has a single exon. Lineage: Eukaryota; Fungi; Ascomycota; Sordariomycetes; Magnaporthales; Pyriculariaceae.